AUGGCGUGCGAUUCCCGGCGUGGUUCCGGCGACCAGCCGGCGCUUCCCGCGUCGCGCAACGCGCGGAUCGCGUGGCUGGCGGCCUUGGCGGCAGCCUUGAACAGCCGCAUCCACGGCCGCGUCCACGGCUUCAGCGCGCCCGCGGUACAGAGGCCGCGGCCGUCAGCUCUCUCCGCACCGGGCGCGGCCACCCCGCGGCGGUCGCGGAAGGUCCAGGUGCUCCGCCGCGGUCUGCCGGAGGUGGCCAUCCUGGGGGGCCUGGCGGUUUUGUCCGCGCUGCGACCCCGAAGUGCGCCUGGGCCUUCAGAUGCUUUGAGGAAAAACGUUGAGGACGCGCGGAAGGCGUUGAAAGGCACUCCGCGGGAGAAGUUGCAGCAGGCGCUCAAGCAGUUGGCGGUGGUCGAGGCUCAAUUGGAAGCCGCGACCGGCGACAAGCUGGAUUACCCGCUGCCUGAUUAUUUGAAGUCUGCCAGCGAGAGUGGGAAAAUUAUGCUGGCCAUCACAGGAGCCUCGGGCGUCGGGAAGUCAUCCUUGGUCAAUGCUCUACGAAGGGUGAAGGACACCGACGCGGACGCGGCAGAGACCGGCGUGAAGGAAACCACCACGGAACCCACGAUGUACAGCUUUCGCCCGAAGGAGGGCCUCUUUGAGCAACGCUUCUACCAGGCGCGGCCGGAGGACUUGGAGCUGGAGGUGGGUGUCCAGGUGGUCCUGGGCAAUGUGGCCUAUGUGGAGGACGGCACCGUGGCCGAGGUGCUGAAGACCUGCGGGCACGAGAAGUGGGAGGUGCGGCUUGAGACUGGCUCGGUGAUUCAAGUGGACAGCUCCAAGGUGGUGGGGCUGCCCUUGGACGUGGUGAUCUGGGACCUUCCAGGCGCCGGGACCCCGAACUUCCCGCAGGCCACCUACCUGAAGCGCAUGGGGAUUCGCUACUUCGAUGUGGCCUUGCUGGUGACCUCGAGCCGUUUCACCGAGGCUGAGUUAAUGCUCUCACGGGAGCUGGAGAAGUUCCAGGUGCCGUACUUCAUGGUGAGAAACAAGGUGGAUGUGGACAUUGACUCGGAGAUUGUGAAGGAGGAGGAGGCUCACGAUGACGAGGAGCUUAGUAAGCAGCAGAAACUCGAGGUGGCCACGCAGACCAUCGAAUGCAUCAAGGACUACUUCCAGAUCGAGUACGGCCUAGAUCAAGUCUAUUGUGUUUCAGCCCGGAGGAAGCUUCGGAAGGCGCAUGACUUUCCCAGUCUCGAACGAGAUAUCUUAGACGCGGUCCGCGUGCAGCGUGGCUACUGA
This is a messenger RNA of Durusdinium trenchii, 1290 nucleotides long. The record is from the annotation of a GenBank genome assembly. NCBI's taxonomy places the organism in Eukaryota, Dinophyceae, Suessiales, Symbiodiniaceae.